AUGGAUGCUAAAGUAAUGGCACUCGAGCCUCAGAGGUACCUCGUAUACCUACAGGACACUCUACGAAACCUACCUCUGGCAGCUAUACUUCGAGUGGCAUGUACUUUCUUGGGCGGUGCUGCCAUCAUCCUCGCCUUCAUCUCGUACCGUUACUAUGCUUUCCGUCGACGACUGCCACCCGGACCUGUUGGCCUUCCACUGGUUGGGAAUCUUUUGGAAAUGCCCAAGAGUCACCCGUGGCUUACUCAUACCGAAAUGCACAAGAAAUACGGUCCGAUCUUCAGCAUGCAAUUUGGUGCGAGUACCGUCAUCUUUCUGGGCACCUAUGGAGUUGCCAGAGAUCUUCUCGAGAAACGCAGCAACAUCUACAGCUCUCGACCUCGCUCAGUCAUGGUUGGAGAAUGUAUCAGCCAAGGCAACCGGUCUCUCAUUCUGCCAUACGGAGAGCAGUGGCGUGGGUAUCGGCGUCUGCAAGGAUCAUUCCUAAGUCCCCGCAUGUCCAACACCUACCGCGAGCUGCAAGAUCUGGAAAGCAAACAGCUCAUCUCGGAAUUUCUCACUCGGGAUGACUUCUUCAAGCGCUACCAUCGUUAUUCGUCUAGCUUGACCUUCGCUCUAGCGUACGGAAAGCGCAUGCCCACUGGCCAGGAAGAGGAAGUGAAGGGUGUGGAGACGAUCAUGGACAAUCUGAAUAACGCCUUCAUCACUAACUGGAUUGUGGAUUCCCUCCCAUUUUUGAACAAACUCCCGAGAUUCAUGAAGCCGUGGCAGAAGAUUGCUGACUUCCUGGGUGACGAGGAACGCGAGUUCUUCACCAUGAUCCGAAACGGCGCAACUCAGCGUAGAGGUUACAACUGGUGCAAGGACAUUCUCACCAUGAAGGAGCAUAAGGCUCUCACCGAUACGCAACUCUCUUACGUCAUUGGCAACACAUACGAGGCCGGCGCAGAUACCACCACCAUGACGCUGCAAGUGUUUACACUUGCCUGCGUGCUACACCAAGACAAGGUCAAGAUCCUCCAGGAGGAGAUCGAUCGAGUUGUUGGCCGCGAUCGACUACCCACGUUUGAGGAUUGUGAGAAGAUGCCUUAUCUGUUGGCAUUCGUCAAGGAGGUACACAGGUGGCGUCCAGUACUCCCCGGCGGUGUACCUCAUGCAGUUACUGCGGAUGACGAAUAUAUGGGCUACCACAUUCCUAAAGGCGCAACCAUUGUUCCAGGCCACUGGGCAAUCUCCAUGGACGAAGAGUUGUAUCCAAACGCGGACGAAUUUCUGCCAGAACGUUUCCUGAAGGAUCCAGAUCUCCCGUACUCUCAAUUUGGAUUCGGUCGACGCAAGUGCAUUGGUCAAUACAUUGGUAACAACUCCAUGAUGAUAAACGUGUCACGUAUGCUCUGGGCCUACGAUAUCAAGAAAGGCUGGGAGAUUGUGAAUGGAAAGAAGGUUGAGGCUAAGGUCGGACGAUUCGAUUUUCACUCAGGCUUCAACUCUCCUCCUCUGCCGUUCAAAGCAGCCUUUAUCCCGCGCAGUGAGAAGGUAAAGGACAUCCUUCGCGGGGAGUUUGCGAAAGCAGACAAGGACACUGGGGCCAUUCUGGAGCGCAUUGAGAAAGCUCAGCAGAUUCUCAAGGAAGGCGAGCCCAUUACAGUCACAGUAUAA
This is a messenger RNA of Parastagonospora nodorum SN15, 1659 nucleotides long. RefSeq lists its product as hypothetical. The transcript is spliced from 2 exons. The record is from RefSeq and is a predicted model, not a curated record. NCBI's taxonomy places the organism in Eukaryota, Fungi, Ascomycota, Dothideomycetes, Pleosporales, Phaeosphaeriaceae. The coding region runs from base 1 to 1659 and encodes 552 amino acids. Gene Ontology annotation, molecular function: heme binding; oxidoreductase activity, acting on paired donors, with incorporation or reduction of molecular oxygen; monooxygenase activity.